UGCAGGUUACCUGUUGCAAUCAGUCCUGGGCACAACAGUGAUCCCGUUAUGUGGGCCUGGUGAAAUGGAAAACUGCACGACAGCACUAAUCCAGACAGAGAACAGUCCACGUGUGGCUCAAGUUGGGAUAACUAGAUGCAAGCCUGAAAUGAAAGACUACUGCUUCCACGGACAGUGCGUGUACAUAGUGGACUUGGAUGAGCACUAUUGCAGGUGUGACGUAGGCUUCUCUGGUGUCCGAUGUGUGCAUUCAGAACUUGUCAGACAACCCCUCAGUAAGGAGUAUGUGGCACUGACAGUUAUCGCAGUUCUGCUUUUCCUCAUCGCUGUCUCUAUUGCAAGCUACUACAUCUGCAGAAGGUACCGGAGCAAGAAGAGACAAACUAACACCAGCGAAUACAAGGAAGUUGGUGCCCUGUAGAAGAAAUGUUGGCUUCCUACAGUGUUCUGUUCAUCUGGAUGGACUCAGUGGCUUCCUAUCUAUUUAAAUGUUAUUUUUAUUAACAAUAUUUACAAUAUUUAUAUCCUUUUAAAGAUUUCAAUUGUUUGGUGAUCCAAUCAGUAUAGGUCAAGCAUUUUAUUUUCAGUGUUUUAUUUUUUUAUUAAAUAAUAUUUCCUAAUGAGAACCCAACCUAAGUGGUUCUGUGGGAUAGAGAUAUAUUUUUAUAAAAUCUCAUCUGCUUACUCUGAAGAGUAAUUUUAUAUUUAUUCUUGUGAAUAUGCUCAAAACAAUUCUACUCCUUGAAAUAAAAGUUCUAGACAAA
Leptosomus discolor (cuckoo roller) is the source of this 764-nucleotide messenger RNA. The record is from RefSeq and is a predicted model, not a curated record. NCBI's taxonomy places the organism in Eukaryota, Metazoa, Chordata, Aves, Leptosomiformes, Leptosomidae.